Molecule: messenger RNA, 1963 nt
Organism: Pipra filicauda (Wire-tailed manakin)
Lineage: Eukaryota; Metazoa; Chordata; Aves; Passeriformes; Pipridae
Gene: SLC23A1
Product: solute carrier family 23 member 1
Exons: 15
Coding region: 16-1878 (620 amino acids)
Biological process (GO): transmembrane transport
Cellular component (GO): membrane
Molecular function (GO): transmembrane transporter activity
Source: RefSeq, a predicted model, not a curated record
ACGCGUCGCCGGAGGAUGGAGACCCGCUCGGGGGACCUGGCUAAGCCCCAGAAUGGGAACUUGGCUCUGGCUCCUGCUCCUGCCGGCUCCCCACAGAAUCCCAGGAAGGAGCCGCCUGCGGAGGGCAGGCAGGACCCGAGGGGGGGCACCAGGCCCCCCCAGCCGGAGGUGGACAUGCUCUACAAGAUUGAGGACGUGCCCCCCUGGUACCUCUGCAUCCUGCUCGGCUUCCAGCACUACCUGACCUGCUUCAGUGGCACCGUCGCCAUCCCGUUCCUGCUGGCCGAGAGCAUGUGCGUGGGCAAGGACCAGCUCACCGUCAGCUACCUCAUCGGCACCAUCUUCACCUGUGUGGGCAUCACCACCCUCAUCCAGACCACCGUGGGCAUCAGGCUGCCCCUCUUCCAGGCGAGCGCGCUGGCCUUCCUCAUCCCUGCCAAGUCCAUCCUGGCCCUGGAGAAGUGGCGAUGCCCUCCUGAAGAGCAGAUCUAUGGCAACUGGUCACUGCCGCUCAACACCUCCCACAUCUGGCAGCCCCGCAUGCGAGAGAUCCAGGGGGCCAUCAUGGUGUCCAGCCUGGUGGAGGUGGUCAUCGGGCUGCUGGGGCUCCCCGGGGCGCUGCUCAGCUACAUCGGGCCGCUGACCGUCACCCCCACCGUGUCCCUCAUCGGACUGUCCGUGUUCCAGGCGGCCGGCGAGCGCGCCGGCUCCCACUGGGGCAUCGCUGUGAUGACCAUCCUGCUGAUCGUGCUGUUUGCCCAGUACCUGCGGCAGGUUGCCAUCUGCCUGCCCGGCUACCGCCGGGGCCGCGGCUUCGUCCUGUUUCGCUUCCAGAUCUUCAAGAUGUUCCCGAUCAUCCUGGCUAUCAUGGUGGUGUGGCUGUUCUGUUACGUGCUGACCCGCACCGGUGUCUUCCCCAGCGAGCCCGAGGAAUAUGGGUACAAGGCCAGGACAGACGCCCGGGGGGAGAUCCUGUCCGUGGCCCCCUGGUUCCGGGUUCCCUACCCCUGCCAGUGGGGUCUGCCCACAGUGACCUCGGCGGCCGUGCUGGGCAUGUUCAGUGCCACGCUGGCAGGCAUCAUCGAGUCCAUUGGGGACUACUACUCCUGUGCCCGGCUGGCAGGGGCCCCCCCGCCUCCCGUGCAUGCCAUUAACAGGGGCAUUUUCACCGAGGGCAUCUCCUGCAUCAUCGCGGGGCUGCUGGGAACCGGCAACGGCUCCACCUCCUCCAGCCCCAACAUCGGCGUCCUGGGCAUGACCAAGGUGGGGAGCAGGAGGGUGAUCCAGUACGGGGCCGGGAUCAUGCUCGUGUUGGGGACGGUCGGCAAGUUCACGGCGCUCUUCGCCUCCCUGCCCGACCCCGUCCUCGGCGGGAUGUUCUGCACCUUAUUCGGAAUGAUCACGGCCGUCGGCCUCUCCAACCUGCAGUUCGUCGACAUGAACUCCUCCCGAAACCUCUUCGUGCUGGGCUUUGCCAUGUUCUUCGGGCUCACGCUGCCAAACUACCUGGAUUCUAACCCCGGGGCCAUUAACACAGGUGUCCCCGAGCUGGACCAGAUCCUGACGGUGCUGCUCACCACGGAGAUGUUCGUCGGGGGGACCAUCGCCUUCGUCCUGGACAACACCAUCCCGGGGACGCAGGAGGAGCGAGGGCUGGUGCAGUGGAAGGCGGGCGCGCACUCGGACAGCACGGCGGGCGCCAGCCUCCGGAGCUACGACUUCCCGUUCGGGAUGGGCGCGGUGCGCAGGGCGCGGUGGCUCCGGCGGGUGCCCGUGUGCCCGGUGUUCACGGGGUUCAGGGCCCGGGCCCGCGGCGGCGGCGCGGCCGCGGAUGGGCAGGACGGCGCGGACGAGGUGUCGGUGUGCACCAAGGUCUGAGCGAGGGCAGGGCUCCUGCCUGGCGCUGGAGAGGCCCAGCCGAGCUCCCAGGGAGGCUCUUGGGAUCCAUCAGCACUCGCCAAGG